This is a messenger RNA of Cladocopium goreaui, 610 nucleotides long. Lineage: Eukaryota; Dinophyceae; Suessiales; Symbiodiniaceae. The record is from the annotation of a GenBank genome assembly.
GCUGCAACUCGUCUACGACAACAUCGUGGGCUUGGCGACUGCCGGAGUGGUCUCAGUUCUCCCUUCCGCGGAAGAGUUGUUGGAGGGGCUGUCACACCUCCGCUUGACUCUGAAGACGGAGCAGGAACUCUCGGCGUGUCUGUGGGUGCUGGAAGCAGCGCUAGGCAGCGGUUGCUCCUCCUUUCCCAGCUUCGAGGCCUUCCUGUCCAUGGCUGGAGCGGCAGAGCUGGAGACGCUCAGCGAUGCGACUCCUCCGUCCUCGGCCAUUUCGAUGGUCUCUUCGGAUGGCCGGAAGCAUGGAGAGCUCCGGGUGCAGUUGGAAGGGCUGCUCUCGGGGGGCACGUCUCCAACCAAGAGCGCCAAGAGCUUCUUGUCGUCAGAGGAGUCGGGCCCAGCCUUAGAGGUGCCAAAGGUCGCAGCUCAAGAGGAGUUCGAGGAUUCGGAGGUGGAUCUACCCCCAAUGCCCAGCGUGGAGCAGCGGUUUCUGUGGCCCGGCUGGGUGGCAGAUAGGGAGGUCCCUGCUUCAAAUUUUGCCGUUCUUGCCUCUGCUCCGGUUUUCCUUGCGGUCGAAGGUCUCGAAUGUGAGCAGCUUAUGAGUGCCGAAGAUUAG